Molecule: messenger RNA, 1470 nt
Organism: Scheffersomyces stipitis CBS 6054
Lineage: Eukaryota; Fungi; Ascomycota; Pichiomycetes; Serinales; Debaryomycetaceae
Gene: ATF1
Product: Atf1p
Exons: 1
Coding region: 1-1470 (489 amino acids)
Molecular function (GO): N-acetyltransferase activity
Source: RefSeq, a predicted model, not a curated record
AUGACAGUAGCGCCAAUACUAACUAGGGAGCUCAGUUUGUCGGAAAACUUCUUGCGGUUCCGAACUGCAACAAGGUUCUACAGGAACUUCCAAGUUACGGCGACUUAUAGCCAAUCUUUGGGUGCAAAUCUCGACGUUCUCUUCCAUGCUUUGCGGAAAACCUUGCUCGAUUACCAUAUAUUGAUCUGCAAUGUGUUCACUGAACUGGGAAAGAAAGGUGCCUUUUUUAGACCGCUCUCCAAAGCCACUUUGGCUGACUUGUUGGUAUUGAAAGAUGGAAAAUCGUACUUGACUGAUGGUACAAUCAAUGAAAAAUUCAUGAAAGAAGUCAACGAGACGAUUUUCAAACAUGAAAUCGAGUCCCCCUUAUUCAGGUUGAUUCUUGUAGGUGAAUUUGAUCUAUGUGCUGUUUUUGAGCAUACGAUGGCCGACGGGGUUGUAGGCAACUAUUUCCACCAAAUCUUAUUAGACAACCUAGCCUACGUUCAGGACCCAGAGAACUACACUAUGUUGGUCUCAGAUUACGGUAUUGACAUCAAGAGUCAAGUUUCAAUGAAUUCAGUCAUCUUUGAAUAUGCUGCGGAUGUUCGACACCUUAGAAACUCCCUCCCUCCUCCUAUUGACAGUUUCCUCGCAGACCCCGAUGUCGACUACAGUGGAAAUGAUCCUGAAUACUUCGACAAAGUGGUCCCCACAGACUAUGUAGGUAAAAAAUGGCAAGGAAGGUUUAUGCCGACAUGGGAUUACACCCUCAGUUUCAAACUUCUUAAUUUCACUCCAACAGAAACGAAACAGAUUCUAGCCAAGUGCAAAGUACAGGGAGUGACGUUGACUUCGUAUAUUGCCAUUAUCCAUAUAUUUACCAUGCAGCCGGUAUUUGGAACCGAAUGCUACAAUACCCAUAGAAUUGCCAUGACUUUGCGAAGACAUUAUGAUGCCAAUAAUACCAACUCCGCAUACAAAGAAUUGUUGACACGAGAAAAUUCCAAGAUCCUUGGAAGCGUCGCCCAUGUUGGUUUUGCUAACAAUAUGGCACCUUUAUCUGAAUUUUCAUGGGAUGAGGUUAGGAAAAUCAAUGCUAAUGUGGCCACACAAAUUUCGAAUAAGAACGCCAUGAAUGCUUUUAAGGGAUUCAAACAAGCAUACGAAGCCCAAGAUGAUCCUUCGUCGUUUUUUGAAUCACAAAUGGAGUUCCCCAAGGCUGAUGCUUCUAAGAUCUCCAAUUUGGGAUACAUUAAGAUCCCCAAUUACGAAAGAGAUACUGGAUCUUGGACUAUCACCAAUAUGAUAUUCUCACAGGAUGUCAGCCCCACUACGGCCGAGUUCAUGUUGAAUGUAGUUUCAACACCAAUUGGCGGAUUGAAUUUCGUCUUGACUUACUACGACCAUCGAUUUGACGAUGUAGACCUCGACAACUUUGACGGACUCGUUGCAAAGUUGAAAGAGAACAUGCUCAAAUACUCGCAAUGA